Molecule: messenger RNA, 1299 nt
Organism: Prunus armeniaca (apricot)
Lineage: Eukaryota; Viridiplantae; Streptophyta; Magnoliopsida; Rosales; Rosaceae
Source: the annotation of a GenBank genome assembly
AUGUCAGACACCUAUGCGGACGAUGGAUUACUACACUCCUUGUCAACAAGACUUAACUGCGCAUCACCAUUACCAUCUCGUAGUUCCAUAUACAGAGUCCCAGAAACACUACGAAGGCACAAUGAAAUGGCCCCAAAUCUGGUUUCAAUUGGGCCAUUUCACCAUGGAAGAGCGCGUUUGCAAGCCAUGGAAGGAAUGAAACUAUGGUAUUUGAAAUGCCUUCUUGAUAAACUAACUCCAGGCAAGGAUUUGGCGUACCUUAUCUGUGCAAUUAGAGAGCAAGAAAAUUUCUGUCGUGAUUGCUACGACAGAAAUUUUCUUGCUCUGUCUAGUGAUGAAUUUGUAGAAAUGAUGCUCGUUGAUGGCUGCUUUAUUAUUGAACUUCUCCGCAAAUACAAAAGGUUCUGCUUUUCUUUCGGGGAAGGUGGUGAUGCUAUUUUCAGGACGCCAAGGAUGUUGUCGACAAUUACAAAUGAUUUGUUGCUAGCUGAAAACCAACUCCCUUGGAGGGUUCUUGACUGCUUAUUCAAGGUCACAAGGGUAGAUGAUGAUGAUGAUCAUGGAAUAACAUCUCUACGUCAACUUGCUUGCCUUUUCUUUCAGAACCCCACGUUUGUACGGUCAUUUGAUACUAUAAUGUCUCCAAACCUCAAAGAAGAAUUCGUAAGCAGCCAUUUACUCGAGACUGUAAGAAAUUUUGUGGUUCAAGAUCAACCAUACGGGGAAGUUGGGGAGGAUAUUGAAUAUCGAACUCCGAUUCCUUCCGUGUCAGAGCUUCUAGAAAUUGGAGUCAAAUUUGUGGCUUCCGAUGAUGUUAGUGGUCAGCUCAACAUUACCUUUAGAAAUGGAGUGAUGGAGAUUCCACCAAUAAUAAUUCGAGCGAAUGGAGAAUGUUUCAUCAGAAACCUCAUAGCCUACGAACAAUGUACACAGAAGCCCGAGCAGUGUCACAUGACCUCUUAUGCCAUCCUGUUCAGUCACCUUAUUGAGUAUGUAGAAGAUGUGGACUUUCUGAUUCAGAAAGAAAUUAUAACUACAGAGUUGAGCAAGGUGAGCACAGCCUCUUUCUUCAAAAGGCUUUCCAAUGGCACUGAAGCCACCGGCUUCUUUUACGGUGACCUCGCAAAGGAAGUAAAUGAAUAUAUCAAGCGUCGCUGGCUAAAGACUAGGCUAGUAAGGGUCAAACGGAAUUAUUUAUACAAUCCGUCAUCAUUCUGGUCUGUUUCUAAUGGAGUGGCCGUUAUUCUCAUCCUUACCUUAACGCAGACCAUAUUUACUGUUCUCUCCUACUACAAGUAG